Molecule: messenger RNA, 8695 nt
Organism: Dreissena polymorpha
Lineage: Eukaryota; Metazoa; Mollusca; Bivalvia; Myida; Dreissenidae
Product: extracellular matrix protein A-like
Exons: 13
Coding region: 1-1308 (435 amino acids)
Cellular component (GO): cytoplasmic vesicle
Source: RefSeq, a predicted model, not a curated record
AUGGUCUGUACUUACCAGUUCUAUGGCACCAUUGAUCUCAUGAAUGAUUCCGUCCGCAGUACGAACAAGAUCCGUAACAAAGGACAUAUCACAUGCAGGUUGCAGUUAACCUGGGACAACUGGGGCUCCACCGAUGAAACUGAAUGUAAGAAGGCAAGCGCCAGUGAUGUCUGCUGUAAAAAGCCAGGGUGCAUGUGGGUGUCCUGCAUGCACACUCCUUACUUUCAGAAACCGAUUCCUCUUACAGAAUGUCAUGCCACAUCAUGGGAACUCGAGGUCUGUAAGACAAUACCCGACAUAGUUUGUCCAACAGGGUUUGUCAUUGGUAUAGGAGCCUUCUGUCGAGACGUGGGUGGGGAGUGUGAGGACAUUCCCGGAGCCUACUGUAACACCAGCGCCAACAUGCAAUACAACAUCGCCAAGGCAAACUGCCAGUGUGCCGCUAUCUACCUGCCUGGCAACAGACAUGAUACAAACUGCACUGCAAUCAGCUGUAACAACAAUUCCACCUGUGUUUCUCUGGAUCCUAAUUCGGAGUGUGUGAACUCGAAGUGCGCCUGCAGAGGUGGCUUUGAGAUCAAUCGUAACAGCUCAGUGGGAUUAUGUGUGCUGAAAUCAGCGACCACAAUAGCCCCUGCCACAACGACAAUCGGUGACAAGUGUGUUAGCUAUGGCGACAACAAGACAGCCUGUUGUACGGCUGCGGCUACUGAAGGGUGCAAGUAUGUAACCUGCUCAAGGAAUGGUCCAGAUGUUGGAGUUUGCUACAAGCUGGAUUCCACUUUGGACACAAAGUGUGAAAAUGUGACUGCCAUGAAGCCUGCAGAUCAGUGCUCCACUGUGACCACCCCUACCCCAGACCCCUGUGCCGCCUUCACAGACCAGGGCGCCUGCUGUGGAGCCAGCAUCCAGUGCCGCUAUAUCAACUGCACUGAUAAGGAUAGCCAGGCACAUACAGGAUGCCAUGGUAAAGCCUCUGACCUUACAUCAGUAUGCUCAAAAGUGGAAACCAACAUGUGUACUGCCGAUCCCGAAACCUCCCCAACCCCUUCCUCCUCCCCUAAACCCAGCACAGACUCCCCCAGCAGCUUGCCAUCCACCAAUACCACCCAGGACACCUCAAUGACCCCAAAGAGAAGCGAAACUAGCGCCAACACCGGCGAAGAACACAGUCAACAUUUUGAUGCAGCUUCGUUUGUAGGGGGAAUAAUUCUUUGUGCUGGAAUUGUGGCCAUUGCUUUCUUCGGCUGGAAAUUUUACAAGGCCGGAACAGAAAAGCCUUACCAGACUUCGAUAGAGAGUCGGUAAGCUUUUCUAACUCAGAGCGUCAGAUAACAAGUUUGUACUAAAUAAAUAUUUCCUCAUCGUUACCAAAAGAAAAUAUAGUACUGAAUGAUUAAAAAAUGCUAAAGUUAUGGGAUUUCCAUUGCGUGUAGCUGUGGCAAGUAUCAAAACUGAGUCUGUACCAUUGCUAUUAUUAUACACCCAUGUAAUAAUGAAGAGAUCAAAGUUAUUACAUGAGUUCUACUCAGUUUUUGAAUUGAGUCCCAUCCUCGUCACUAUCUGUACUGCGUUCUUUGAGCUUUUUGUUUAAAACUAGGAGUUUAUAUGGAAAAAGACAUUAAUUAAUUGAAUGUUUUUUUCCAAUUUACCAGUAUGUAUUUAUCUCUAUACUUGUAUUAUCUUUUGCUCUGCUAACUUACAUUCACUGUAACUGACAAGUUUGUUUUGAAGAAAAAAUCCUAUGUGCUUAUGUCGCAUCUUAAUGUGAAUUAUGUCAUGUCAUAUCAACUUUGUUAGUUUUAUAAAAAUAAACAGAAGCUCGUCAUCAGUAAGGUUUUUGGGAGUAUUGGGUAUUGUUAUCUAGACAAACAUUUGUAUAUCCAGUAUUUGGUAACAGAAAUGUAUACCAUAAAAUGUGUGCAUUUUUAUCCCUCUCUGAGAGGCAUAGGGAUAUAAAAAUAGUCAGCCUCCAUGUGUGCUUCUGUCUGUCACAGUCUUCUGUGCGCAACUCCUACAUUUUGCAUUUUCAUUACACUUUUACUGAAUGAUCAUGUCCAAGUGCUAAAGCGCAUAAUGUCGUCAACUGAGUUAUGUUACAUGGAGUUAUUGCCCUUUAUUAAAAAAAUACAUUUAAAGGCUUGGUUUGCAACUUCUUCAUUUUGCAUUUGAUUAUUGUCAACCUUUUCUAGAAUUAUCUCAAAGUGCUAGAGUGCAUAUCAUUAUGGUCAAGUUUUUACAAUGGCAUUAAUUUUUAAAGGAGUCUUUGUUUGAAAAAAAUAUAAUGCCGGGGCAUUGUGAUUGCAGUUUUUCUUUUUUCCUUUUUUAAAAUUAAAUUACAAAUUCUUACCUUACCCUUUUCACAACAAUGCAGGCGUGGCAAGGGAUACACUGUGACAGCUUCUUGUUGUUUAUGUUUAGUUAAGCUAGUUUUAUACCACCCCUAUACAUGUAGUUGCUCGAAAUCAUUGGAUAUCUUUAUCAGCUUUGGAACUUUUGCUGACAACUUCUUUGGGAUAUUUAAGGGACUGAUCUAAAGAUUUAAAUUUAGAAUGGAUUGUUUACAGUGCCAUAUCUCGAAUUCAGUGAUCAGGAACUUCAAGAUAACUAGAGUUACUCGCAGGCUGUUCUGGUUUUAUGCUGAAUGCACUAAGCCACUUUCACUUUGCUUCUGAGUGGGAAAGGUUUAAAUGUGUUAUGCAGAAUCUUACUGACCCUGUACUACUAAUAAUAUGAUAAUAUGAUAUAUGAUAAUAUUAAUUUACUCAUCCUGCAUCCACCUAUCAGCGUUAGUAAGAAGAUGUUAAAUAAAAAGAAACGUACAAAAGUUAGUAUGCAGUUCCUAGGCUUCAUGUAUAAGCAGAAUAUUUAUUGGAUUGUGUGUUCAUUUGUCUAAAUUAUUAAUCAAGAUUUAAAUUUUGAUCUCCCAUACCGGUAUAUUGUUUUACCUGAUCAUGCAAGUUUUACUAUACCUGGUACAAUUCAAUAAUUUACAAGAUGUGUUUGUGAAACACAAUGUCCCCCUAUAUGAUGUUUGACCUUGUAGGAUGACCUUGACAUUGUGAAGGAUGACCUUGACCUUUCACCACUCAAAAUGUGCAGCUCCAUGAGAUACACAUGCAUGCCAAAUAUCAAGUUGCUAUCUUCAAUAUUGCAAAAGUAUUCAUAAAAUAAGCAAUUUGGGCCACAUAUAUUUGAUCUCUGACCUUGAAGGAUGACCUUGACCUUGACCUUUCACCACUCAAAAUGUGCAGCUCCAUGACAUGCACAUGCAUGCCAAAUAUCAAGUUGCUAUCUUCAAUAUUGCAAAAGUAUUUAUAAAAUAAGCGAUUAGGGCCACAUUUAUUUGACCUCUGACCUUGAAGGAUGACCUUGACCUUUCACCACUCAAAAUGUGCAGCUCCAUGAGAUACACAUGCAUGCCAAAUAUCAAGUUGCUAUCAUCAAUAUUGCAAAAGUAUUCAUAAAAUGAGCGAUUUUGGCCUCAUAUAUUUGACCUCUGACCUUGAAGGAUGACCUUGACCUUUCACCACUCAAAAUGUGCAGCUUCAUGAGAUACACAUGCAUGCCAAAUAUGAAGUUGCUAUCUUCAAUAUAGCAAAAGUUAUUGCAAAAUGUUAAAGUUGGCACAAACAGACAGACAGACCAACAGACAGACAGGGCAAAAACAAUAUGUCCCCCACUACUAUAGUGGGGGACAUAAAAAAGUAAAGAUUAACAAAAGUAAUUCUCUACUUUUAUGGCAAUAAUCAGCUAGAUCAGCUUAUAUUUGUUAUGCUCCCCCCAAAAAAUUUAAGGGGGGAGCAUAUAGUCGCCGCUUCGUCUGUCCGUCCGUUCUUCCGUGUGUCCGUCCAUGCACAAUUUUUGUCCGGGCUAUUUCUCAGCAACUAAUGACCGGAAUUCGAUAAAACUUUAUGGGAAGCUUCACUACCAAGAGGAGAUGUGCAUAUUAUCAGCAAGUUCUGGUCGGAUAAUUUUUCACAGAGUUAUGGCCCUUUGAAAUUUUCCAUUAACUGUACAUAUAGUGCAAUUCUUGUCUGGGAUAUUUCUCAGCAACUAAUGACCGGAAUUCAAUGAAACUUUAUGGGAAGCUUCACUACCAAGAGGAGAUGUGCAUAUUAUCAGCGGGUUCUGGUUGGAUGAUUUUUCACAGAUUUAUGGCCCUUUGAAAUUUUCCAUUAACUACAUAUAGUGCAAUUCUUGUCCGGGAAAUUUUCCAUUGUACAUAUAGUGCAAUUCUUGUCCGAGCUAUUUCUCAGCAACUUAUUACGGAAAUUCAAUGAAACUUUAUGGGAAGCUUCACUACCAACAGGAGAUGUGCAUAUUAUCAGCGGGUUCUGGUCGGAUGAUUUUUCACAGAGUUAUGGCCCUUUGAAAUUUUCUAUAAACUGUACAUAUAGUGCAAUUUUAGUCUGGGCUAUUUCUCCCCAACUACUGACUGGAAUACAAUGAAGCUUUAUGGGAAGCUUAACUACCUUAAGAAGAUGCGCAUGUUAUUUGUGGGUUCUGGUUAGAUGAUUUAUUUAAAGAGUUAUGGCCCUUUGAAAUUUUUAAGUUGCUAAACAAUCCAUCGUAUUAUUUUGUCCAAAGUUAUGCCCCUCAAGACGUUUCCUUUUAUCUGAAUAUAUAGUGCAAUAUUGUGACAAAAAAAAACUUUGGGGAGCAUCACCCGUCCCCGAUGGUUUCUUGUUAACUAUGUUUUCAAUGAAGUUUUAUAUUUUAAAUUUCUUUUAAUUGUAUAGGCAUUUUUUAUUAAAUUUGUUUCUUCUGUGCUACAAUAUUGUGAUGUUUGUUGUUCAGUGCAGUGAUAUACGUGUACCGGUAAGUAGUUUUUAAUCUGUGUGAAUGGUGUCUACUAUCUACUGGACAUAAUCCUCAUGUUGUGGCACACAUUUAAACAGUAAACAAUUAGCUUAUUUUCUUCAUUAUUACAAGCAAUUUGUUCUUUUUUUUAUUUAGAUGUUUUAGAGUUAUUUGAUGUUCAAAUAUUUGUAGUACUUUACAUGAUGAUGAUAUAGCUGACCUAUGAAUUAAGGUAUGCAUUUAACAGACAUGCACAAAUGAGAGAGAAAAAACAUAAACACAUCUGUUGCAAUAUGACUAGAUGUUUUGUAUCGUAUCAUACAUAUCAGUUGUUAUACACCCAUUUUGAUAUACACAAAAUGUACUUGUUAAGGGCUAAAGAUGAAGUUUUUGUUCCUGCAAUACAUUUAUGUAUCAUAGACACUAGUUUUUAGCUCAUUCUUGUUAUUUACAGUAUAAAAUUGCUCAUUUGUAUUUUUUCUGUACAUUUUUCUUGCCCUGAAACGCCAGAUUUUACACAUAUCCCUAGCUAAUAAAUAGUGCAUGGAUUGUAUUUAUGUACUCUCAGAUUGUAUGUUUAGGUCCAGGGUCCUGGAACACUCCGAGUUUCUUAGCAAUGCAACAUCAGGCUGAUACUUACAAAAUUUAACAGUGGUCUCACGGCAUAAUACUGAAAUGUGCAUAUAGCAACCACUGGUUUGUAUUUUAACUAAAUGAACCUACCAGUAUUUUUUCUGUCAUCUUAAUAUCAAAACUCGCAGUAUAUGUGCACUUCUUGUAUUUUCUGUGUUUUUCAAGUAAAUGUACAAUAUUUGGUUCUGUUGGCCUGUCAAAUAAAAUCUUACCUGCAUUGUUUAUUUUCCAUGUUUAAAUCAGAUUGAACAAAAAUCCAAUACAUAUGAUUGUGUUCUGCUGUUUCUCUUAACAGUAGACAAUUUAUGGUAAUAUUUUACAAAAAGAGGUUUUGAUGGGUUUGCAUUUAAAUUUGUGUUUUAGUCAGGUAUUAAAUAUGUGUGAUUAACAUUCCAUAAGUGUGUGCAUACAUUGUACAUGUAAAUUCUGAAUCCUGUACUUACUGUGAUAGAAUUUCUGCAAUGUUUUUUGUUGUGAUCAAAGAACUAGAAAUCAGUUGAUUUAGUUUGUGCAAGAUGUUUGUUGUUGUGAUCAACGUACAGAAAUUUAAAUGAUUAAAUUGUUUGUUGUUGUGAUCAAAGUAUAGAAAUCCAAAUGUUUUAAUUUGUAUAAGUUGUUUGUUGGUGUGAUUUAAGUGCAGAAAUCCAAUUAACUGUAAUUUUGUGCUAAUACAUGACAUUGUGUAAAUCCAUAGGCAUUUAGUCCAUACCAGCUAUUAUUUUGUGUGAACAAACAAUGUUUUUCUUGAUAUAAUGACAUAUUUAUGUGUAUGUUUAUUUUUUAAAUUGUAAAUUUAAAUUGUACAUGUGUUCAAAUUCCAUUUAUUUAUUAAACUAAGGGGAAAAAAUUGUGAAGUGGAAAUUAUUUGUAGUUACUUCCCUUUGUAAUACAGUCUAAGUAUACUAAUUACAGAUUGUGAUUAUCUUAAAGGGGCCUUUUCACGGACUUUGGCAUGUAUUGAAGUUUGUCAUUAAAUGCUUUAUAUUGAUAAAUGUAAACAUUGGAUCUAAAAAGCCCCAGUAAAAAAACAAUAAAAUUAAAGAAAGAAAAAAAAGUAACCCUCAACUGGGCUCCAACCACUGACCAAUGGAGUAAAAGUCUAUCGCGUAGAUCACUCGGCCAUCUGCGCUUAUACAAUAAGCCCGGGCUCAUACAAUGAGUGAUGAAUUUUAUACUAUAUAUAAGCAAAUUUGGUAGUAUCACAAAAUAUAACGACAACUACAAAACUCUACAAAUUGUUCAAUCGUUUUGCGUUGCAACGCUUUAUUAUUUUCAGGUUUUUAAAUCGUGAAAAGAUGCAUAUAAUGGAUAUUUUAAAGCAUGGUAAAUGUUCAGUUUUACUGUUUCCUCACAAAUAUCAUAACUUAAACGAACAUUUGAGAAUCUGAAACAUUUUUUUUUCAAUUUUGUCAAUUUACCGAAACGUGUAAAGGCUUCUUUAAGAAAACACUUCUUAUGCCUAGGAACAAACAAAGCUGAUCUAAUUACGCACCAAUUGCUUUUCCUUUCAUAUAAUAACUGUUAAAAUAGUAAGUGAUUAAAAAACAAUUCUAAUUAAUCAGUUAGUUUUUGAAUUCAGAAUAGUGGAUGACCACAUUGAGGGAUAUGUUUAUUAAGUAGUUUUUGCUGUAAUCUCUCCUGAUUUUAAGUGAGGCUGUUUUCGGAGAAAACCCGAGCUAUUGUCAUAGCCAGCUCGUCGUCCGAUGUCCGCCGUAGGCGUUGUGCUAAAACCUUAACAUUGGCCAUAACUUUUUAAAUAUGGAAGAUAGCACCUUGAUAUUUGGCAUGCAUGUGUAUCUCAUGGAGCUGCACAUUUUAAGUGGUAAAAUUUCAAGGUAAACAUCAUCCUUCAAGGUCUAGGGUCGAAAAAACACAGUCAAGGGAAGUAAUAAGCUUUAAAUGGACAUAGUUAUCUGACCUGCCCACGUAUAUAUUUUUGUUAAAUAAAUCAAAGCGGCGCAGUAGGCGGCAUUGUGUUUCUGACAAACACAGUGUGGUAAAAGGUCAAGGUCAUCCUUUACGGUCUAUGGUAAAAAAUACAGAUUUAAGGGAAGUAAUAAGCUUUAAAAAGGGAGAAAAUUAUUCAAUAUUGAACAUAGCCACUUUAUAUAUUUGGCAUGCAUGUGUAUCUCAUAUAUCCCGGUUGGAUUGGACAAAAUUCAAGGGAAGUAAUAACCUUUAAAGGGAGCAGUAGGGGGCAUUGUGUUUCUGACAAACACAUCUCUUGCUGGGUCACAAAGGUCAAGGUCACUGUGACCUCUAAAAAAAAAAAAAAUUCUGACAAGCUUUCGCAGCCGAGCGUGGCACCUGUUAUGCAGUGCUCUUGUUGGCUUAUUAGUUCACCUGAGAACAACUUGCUAUAGUUAUAGAAUUGAAUUGUUAAAAGAAAAUGUAAGCCGAUAUUCUUUUUUCAUUAGCCGUAUAUAUUUUAACUGCCAAGACUUAUAUAAUUUAGUAUAGGUUUAUUCUAGUGCUCAUUUAUGCCUCCAGCAUCUACAGAUGCCAGAAUGCAUAUUCUGUUAUUCUUUCCAUAAGUCUGUUGUAUUAUGUUAAUCCAAAAUCAAAUGUUUUGUGUAACAUCAUUAAUUCUUUGUAAAAAGCUUCGGACUAAAAUAGAUGAUGUAUUCGAAUUAUAUCAACAAAUCCACAUCACUGAGAUUGUUUUGACUUGAACAUUGACUUAUGUUUGAAAUAUUUCAAGAGGUCCGAAUUUUUGGUUAACUCAAAAUCACCUGUUUUGUCAACAUCAAUUAUGCUUCCUACAAAGCUUUAAUACUUGCAUGCACCUUUUUUGGACAAGUUAAGAAGUUCCAAUUUAUUGUUCAAACCAAAAUGAUGUGUUUCAUUUAUUAUCAAUUAUAUCAAUAUUGCUUACUAGGAAGAUUGUAUACUUGUAUGGAUGUUAUCUAUGAACACUCUCAACACACCCACAUUAUCUGACUUUAUUUGCUGGGGGCAUAUGUGUUUACUGAAUGCAGCAUCUAGUUUUCGCCUUAUACUGAAAUAUCAACUUACUGUGUUUGUGCAAUAAGUGUUUCUGUUGGAGUGAAUGCAAUUUGUUUAAAAACGGGAACACUUUUUCAGCUAGAGAAAAGGCAUGAUCAUAGACAAAAUAUUCUAUAGGCAAUUGUUUUUCAUGUAAUAGUAAGAAUUAGAUUUACAAUUUGUUAAUUUAUGUACACAAUUAAUGUACGAUUUCUGUUAAUUAGACAUGUUCUUGAUUAAUAUUGAUGGAUAAAUAAAAUGGAAAAAUAUCUCA